AUGGAGUGUGCAGAUGAAUGUGCAGAAGAAUGUCAUGAAACUGAUCAUACAGAUGAGAAGCCGAAAGAUGUUGAUGACAUGGAUUUCGAUUACAAUGAAUACGGGAAAUUUAAAGAUGAAGAUGACGAUGGAGAUGGAGAUGACCUGGGAUUAGAUGCUGAAGAAGGGCAACCCUUUUUGGGUGGAUGCACUUGGAGGGUCGUAGCCACUGUGAAGAAUGAUCCAAACACUUUUUGGGUCACCAAAUAUCUGAACGUGCAUACAUGUUCUAUUGUGGACCGCGUAGCUAACCGUAAGCGUUGCACCUCAAAAUAUAUUGGGAGGCUUUUCAUCGACCAGGUAGGAAUAGUAGAUGGUGUUGUCCCACAAAAUAUCGAAGAUUCAAUGAGGACAAUGUUCGGCAUGACUUUGGAUUACACCACUUCGUACAAGGCUUUACAGUAUGCACAAGAAUAUGUGAGAGGAAGCACAGAUGACGGAUAUGCGAAGUUGCCUUAUUGUCUUUGGAAAAUAGAGCAGUCAAACCCGGGAAGUGUCGUUGACCUUGUUGUUGAUGACGAGCAUAGAUUUAAGUACCUUUUCAUAUCUUUCAAUGCUUCAAUAUGUGGUUUCAAUUACGUUAGGCGAGUUAUUGUGGUUGAUGGGAUCUAUCUCACUGGCAAGUAUGAAGGUGUACUGUUAAUAGCUUGCGCACAAGAUGGUAACUUUCAGAUAUUUCCGUUGGCUUUUGGAAUUGUCGACUCGGAGUGUGAUGCUUCAUGGGAUUGGUUUUUCACCAAAUUAAGUGAGUGUAUCUCGGAUGAAUAUCCUUUGGUAGUAGUUUCGGAUAGGCAUAGUUCAAUAGCUAAAGCAUGUCGCAAUGAUAUCCCAUGGGCAACACGAGGGAUAUGUUAUUACCAUCUUCAACAAAACAUAAUUUCUAAUUUCAAUGGGAAUCAACUGAUGUACUUGGUGAAAGGGGCAGCAUAUGCACAUACGCAUGAUGAUUACAACCGCUCUUGGUUUAUCGUUAGAUUGUCUGGAGCUAAACACCUUGUCUAG
Messenger RNA from Camelina sativa (false flax), 1041 nucleotides. Lineage: Eukaryota; Viridiplantae; Streptophyta; Magnoliopsida; Brassicales; Brassicaceae. The record is from RefSeq and is a predicted model, not a curated record.